Hylaeus volcanicus is the source of this 2133-nucleotide messenger RNA. It is a transcript of the gene LysRS, whose product is annotated as lysine--tRNA ligase. The transcript is spliced from 8 exons. The coding region runs from base 153 to 1988 and encodes 611 amino acids. Gene Ontology annotation, cellular component: cytoplasm; aminoacyl-tRNA synthetase multienzyme complex; cytosol. Gene Ontology annotation, molecular function: ATP binding; tRNA binding; lysine-tRNA ligase activity. Gene Ontology annotation, biological process: lysyl-tRNA aminoacylation. The record is from RefSeq and is a predicted model, not a curated record. Lineage: Eukaryota; Metazoa; Arthropoda; Insecta; Hymenoptera; Colletidae.
AUCCACGUUGUUUAAUGGACAACUGCCUGCGUUUAUGUAUUUUUCCACGUGCUAGAUAAUGCAAUCUCGUAAAAAUUGAUGAUUAAGUAUACUUGUUAUAUAUACAUGCACAUAAAUUGUUGAUAUAAUAACAACGAUACUUUUAAUUAACCAUGUUGUGUAACAUAACCAAAACUUUGACUGGCACUGUACUGCCGCUGCUAUUUAAUAGAAAACCUACAAGUUUACAUCGUAUAACUGUGUGUCAUUUUCGAACAAAUGAAUUGAAAAGACGUCUAAAGACAGAACAGAAAUUGAAAGAGAAAGCAGAGAAAGAAGCAAAGGCAGUUACUCCAGCAACAACGAAAGGUGAAGCCAAAUCUAAGGGAAAAAAUGAUAUUAAAGAAGAGGAGAUCAGUCCAAAUGAAUAUAUUAAACUCAGGACACAAGCAGUCAACCACCUUAAAAAUACAGACAACAACCCCUACCCACAUAAGUUUCAUGUAUCCAUAUCGUUAGAAAAUUUCAUUGAAAAAUUUAGCAACAUCUUGACAGAUGGUCAAGUAUUAGAGAAUGAAGUACAUAGUAUUGCUGGCCGUGUAUAUGCUAUUAGGGAAUCUGGUGCUAAACUUAUUUUUUAUGACCUAAGAGGAGAAGGUCUUAAAAUUCAAGUCAUGGCUAACGCGAGAAAUUACGCGAAUGAAGAAAAAUUUGUUGCUGAUAUUUCUAAAAUCAGAAGAGGCGACAUUAUCGGUGUUAUCGGAAAUCCUGGGAAAACUAAAAAGGGUGAAUUUUCUAUAAUGCCACAUAGUAUUACCCUUUUAAGUCCCUGCUUACACAUGUUACCUAAUCUUUACUUUGGAUUAAAAGACAAGGAGACAAGGUUUCGACAACGUUAUUUGGACUUUAUAUUAAACGAUAGAGUAAGAAAAACGUUCCAUGUACGAGCGAAAGUGAUCGCGUAUAUUCGUAAGUUUCUCGAUGAACUUGGCUUUUUGGAAGUUGAAACACCAAUGAUGAAUAUGAUUGCUGGUGGUGCCACAGCUAAACCUUUUGUUACACAUCACAAUGAAUUAAAUAUGGAUUUAUAUAUGCGCAUUGCUCCAGAACUGUAUCUUAAAAUGCUGGUUGUCGGAGGAUUAGAUAGAGUAUAUGAAAUUGGAAGACAAUUCAGGAAUGAAGGAAUAGAUAUGACUCACAAUCCAGAGUUUACCACUUGUGAAUUUUAUAUGGCCUAUGCAGAUUAUAAUGAUUUAAUGACAAUCACAGAGCAGAUGGUAUCCGAGAUGGUGAAGACCAUACAUGGUAGUUACAAAAUUAUGUAUCAUCCAGAUGGUCCAGAAGGAGAAGCGGUAGAAAUUGAUUUCACUCCACCUUUUAAACGCGUUUCCAUGAUGAAGACUCUAGAAGAAGUAUUAAAAGUCAAGUUACCGCCAGCUAACGAAUUGAAUACACCAGAAUCAAAUAAGAUAUUUAACGAAAUUUGUAUCAAACAUGAAAUUGAGUGUCCUUUGCCGAGAACAACAGCAAGGUUGCUAGAUAAACUCGUUGGUGAAUUUAUAGAAGAAACUUGUAUCAACCCUACAUUCAUCUUGGAUCAUCCGCAAAUUAUGUCUCCGCUAGCAAAAUGGCAUCGUUCUGAAAAGGGUCUUACAGAACGAUUCGAGUUAUUUAUUAUGAAGAAAGAGGUCUGCAAUGCGUACACAGAGUUGAAUGAUCCUAUGGUACAAAGAGAAAGAUUUGAGGACCAAGCCAAAGACAAAGCAGCUGGUGAUGAUGAAGCGCAAUUAGUCGAUGAGAACUUUUGUACCGCGUUGGAAUAUGGUUUACCACCAACUGCUGGUUGGGGAAUGGGUAUCGAUCGAGUUACUAUGUUCCUCACAGAUUCUAAUAACAUUAAGGAAGUGUUACUGUUUCCACAAAUGAAACCAGACGAUCCAAAUAAAAACAAAGUAUCUGACAAUGAUAAAACAGUGGAUGACACCAGUGCAAGUAAUGUGGAUAAAUGAAACAAACUCUUAUACUGUGACUCAUACUGAAUAUAAAUAAAUUGUACUUCCACAAACUAAUAGUCACUUCAAUAUUUUAUCAUUUUUUAUUUUAUAUUUUGUACAUAUUACUUACCAUUAAAAUAGUAUAAAUCUAUUAAAAACA